Molecule: messenger RNA, 1309 nt
Organism: Lagenorhynchus albirostris (white-beaked dolphin)
Lineage: Eukaryota; Metazoa; Chordata; Mammalia; Artiodactyla; Delphinidae
Gene: PEX10
Product: peroxisomal biogenesis factor 10
Exons: 6
Coding region: 108-1127 (339 amino acids)
Biological process (GO): protein import into peroxisome matrix
Cellular component (GO): peroxisomal membrane
Molecular function (GO): zinc ion binding
Source: RefSeq, a predicted model, not a curated record
CGUGGGCGUGGCUAUCCGCUUUCCCGCAGCCGCAGGUCAUCAAGAUCUUCCCGGUCACCGCGAUCUCCCCGGUCACCACGGUCCCCGCGGUCCCGCAACCCUAGGCCAUGGCCCCCGCGGCCGCCAGCCCCCCGGAGGUAGUCCGCGCGGCUCAGAAGGACGACUACUACCGCGGCGGGCUGCGGAGCGCGGCGGGCGGCACCCUGCACAGCCUCGCGGGUGCGAAGAAGUGGCUGGAGUGGAGGAGAGAGAUUGAGCUGGUGUCGGAUGUCGCCUACUUUGGCCUUACUACACUGGCAGGCUACCAGACCCUCGGGGAGGAGUACGUCAGCAUCCUGCAGGUGGACCCGACCCAGGGCCGAGUGCCCUCGAGGUUGCGCCGUGGGAUACUGGUGGCGCUGCACACCGUCCUGCCCUACCUGCUGGACAAGGCCCUGCUCCACCUGGAGCACGAGCUGCAGGCCGAUGGUGAUGGCGCCUGGCCCUCACGGGGCAGCCUGGCCCCCGGUGCCCGUGGCCAGUCAGGGACAAGACGCUGGAUGCGCCGGUGCACGGCCGCCCUGACGGAGCAGCAGCAGGGGACGCUCCUGCGGGCUGUGUUGGUGUUCAGACAGGGCCUCGGGUGCCUCCAGCGUCUCCACGUCGCCUGGUUCUACAUCCAUGGCGCCUUCUACCACCUGGCCAAGAGGUUCACAGGCAUCACCUACCUCCGUGUCCGCCAUCCGCUCGCAGAGGACCCUCGGGCCCGUGCCAGCUACAGGCUGCUGGGGCUCGUGUCCCUGCUGCACCUGGCACUGGCCGCGGGCCUGCAGCUCUACGGCUUCCGGCAGAGGCAGCGCGCCCAGAGGGAGUGGAGGCCGCAGCGUGGCCUGUCCCACCGCAGGAGCUACGCAGAGAGAGCAGCGUCCAGAACCUCGCUGUGCACCCUGUGCCUGGAGGAGCGCAGGUACUCGACGGCCACACCCUGCGGUCACCUGUUUUGCUGGGGCUGCAUCACCCACUGGGCCGACACCAAGAAAAUGGAGGGCUUCCCUGGUGGCGCAGCGAUUAAGAAUCCGCCUGCCAAUGCAGGGCACAGGGGUUCAAGCCCUGGUUCGGGAAGAUCCCACAUGCCGCGAAGCAACUAAGCCUGUGCGCCACAACUACUGAGCCUGCGCGCCUAGAGCCCGUGCUCCACAACAAGAGAAGCCACUGCAAUGAGAAGCCCGCGCACUGCACCGAAGAGUAGUCCCUGCUCCCCGCAGCUAGAGAAAGCCCACACUCAGCAACAAAGACCCAACCCAAUGCAGCCAAAAAUAAUUAAUAAAAU